AUGCGGGCUGUGCUGCGCCCGAGCGCUGUCAGUGGGUUGACGUCAACGUUUGUUGAGGGAAAGGGGAUGGAGGUAUUGUCAGUCAGGGCAAGGGACUUUUCACUGUCGGCCUUAUCAAAAGGGAACAGCACCGAGGAGAUAUUGCACUUUCUGGCAAAGCGAGGGGUGCACAUGACACCAGACUGUUGGCAGAAAGUGGCAUGCUGGUCAGCCCGCAGCAUUGAAUGCGAGCUCGAACCCGCAUUGUUUUGGUGGCUAGAUGUGUUGGGCUUGAGCCAGGCCCAGCUUGCAAAGGUCGUGGCUGGCUUUCCGCAGAUUUUAGGUUACAGCAUCGAGCAGAACUUGAAGCCCACUGCAGCUUGGAUUUUGGACUUGGGCUUAAGCCAGACCCAGCUUGCAAAGGUCGUGGCUGGCUGUCCGCAGAUUUUAGGUUACAGCAUCGAGCAGAACUUGAAGCCCACUGCAGCGUGGGUUUUGGGCUUGGGCUUGAGCCAGGCCCAGCUUGCAAAGGUCGUGGCUGGGUGUCCGCAGAUUUUAGGUUACAGCAUCGAGCAGAACUUGAAGCCCACUGCAGCUUGGUUUUUGGGCUUGGGCUUAAGCCAGACCCAGCUUGCAAAGGUCGUGGCUGCCAGGCCCAGCUUGCAAAGGUCGUGGCUGGCUUUCCGCAGAUUUUAG
Messenger RNA from Effrenium voratum, 675 nucleotides. The record is from the annotation of a GenBank genome assembly. Lineage: Eukaryota; Dinophyceae; Suessiales; Symbiodiniaceae.